This is a messenger RNA of Eutrema salsugineum, 1359 nucleotides long. RefSeq lists its product as uncharacterized. NCBI's taxonomy places the organism in Eukaryota, Viridiplantae, Streptophyta, Magnoliopsida, Brassicales, Brassicaceae. The transcript is spliced from 2 exons. The record is from RefSeq and is a predicted model, not a curated record. Bases 1 to 1359 code for a protein of 452 amino acids.
AUGCGCCGGAUGAGAGAUUGCCUCCUCUCUAUUGGUUUAUUCGAUCUUCCCUCUCACGGUCCUCUCUAUACCUGGACUAAUAAGAGACUUGCGGAUCCGGUGGGGAAAAAGUUGGACAGAUGCCUUGUAAACGACCAAUGGCUUCUCAUCUUUUCUGCAAGUCAUUGCUCUUUUGAAGCCCCAGAUUUCUCUGAUCAUACCCCCUGCCAUAUUCGAUUAUUCUCGGAGCCUCCAUCUUUUGGUACUCGCCCUUUCAAGUUUUUAAACUGUUUAACGAAGCUUCCAUCUUUUCUGGAUACAGUUUCAAGCGCUUGGAGUGAGGCGGGUACAGUGGCGGUCAACUGCGGUGAUCUCUGUUAUAAGUUGCGGAGAAUAAAAAAGGAUCUAAAAGCUUUAUCCAGAGAGAACUACAGCAAUAUUGUGAAAAGGGUUGCUGAAGCAUCCGAUGUUCUUGCAUCCAUGCAGCUUGCCUUGCUAAACGACCCCUCUGUUGUCAACUUAACCUGGGAAAAGUCCGCCAUGAGUAUCUGGAUUGCUCUUCGGGAAGCUGAGGAGAGCUUCUUUAAGCAACGAUCUCGGGUAAAAUGGCUUGCUGAAGGCGAUUCAAACACGACCUUCUACCACAACUACACCAAAAUCCGAAAUGCUACAAACGCCAUCAAGCACAUCCUAAAGGCAGACGACUCCACAACGUCUUCGCUCCAGGAGGUUCAUGAAGUUGCAGUUGACCAUUUCUCAUCUUUCAUGAAUACAUUCAGAGGAGUCUUCUGUCCUGCUCUCCCUGAUUUUCUAAAUGAUCUGCAGCCCUGUCGGUUAUCUGAAUCCCAAGCGGCUUGUCUUAUCUCCCCAAUCUCUUCGGAGUUGAUCAAAGAUACGCUCUUUCAUAUGCCUUUGGGAAAAACUCCAGGUCCAGAUGGUCUCCCGGCUGAGUUCUUCAGAGCAACCUGGGGCGCCGAGUCCAUCACUGAAUUCAGACCGACAGCUUGCCUGAAUACAACCUAUAAGAUAAUCUCAAGGAUCCUGGCUGAUCGCCUAAAGCAGCAUCUCCCGCAGCUCAUAACUCCCAAUCAAACCGCCUUUGUGAAGGACAGACUACUCCUGGAAAAUGUUCUUUUAGCUUCUGAAGUUCUUCUUGGAUACCACAAGGCCUCUUCCCCUCCCAGAAUUACUCUGAAAGUGGACAUAUCCAAAGCCUUCAACUCUGUUAGAUGGGAUAUUGUGCUCAGUGUUCUCCAGGAGCUAGGUGUUCCGGUGGCUUUCAUUCAGUGGAUUCGAGCUUGCAUUUGCUCCGCAAGCUUCUCUAUCAAUAUCAAUGGUGUAACUUCGGGUUUUUUCAAGAGCAAAUCCGGCCUCCGCUAA